AUGCGCUCAAUCAUGAUCAUCGCCGUCGUCGCGGCCGCCAUGUUCGGGGCCGAAGUCUUUGCCGCCAUGCAGAACGUGACCGUCAAGGGCAUCGCCGUCUGCAACAAGCGUCGCCAGGCGAUGGUCCAGGUCGAGCUCUACGACCGCGACACUCGUGAGAGCCUCUCAAUUCAUCUCCAAUAAUAAUCAAUAUCUCUGCAGUCGACCCCAACGAUCUUCUGGCCCAAACCAAGACUGGAAGCGAAGGAGAAUUCGAGAUUUUCGGCCAGGAAGACGAAGUUGGAAAAAUUGAGCCUUUCAUCCGAAUCACCCACGAGUGCAACCCAUCCAAGCCGGUAAGUCGUCCGUCUUUUGAGCUAUUUUUUUAGUAAACCUGUUUCAACUUUUGAGAGAAAGUCCUCUGAAACCAAGAUUCGAAGAAAAUAGAUAUAGCUGUUUCUGUUCCUAUGAAAUAAGUCUUCUAAAGUCUCUAAAAAAUUUCGCUCAAAUCUGAACUUUUCAGGGCUGCCGUCGCAUCGGCGACUACGUCGUUCCCCAGGACAAGAUCGGCGGCGUCUACGACAUGACCUACGUCACCCUCGACAUCAAGGUUCACGGCGAAAAGGAAAAGUGCAACUAA
Molecule: messenger RNA, 619 nt
Organism: Caenorhabditis auriculariae
Lineage: Eukaryota; Metazoa; Nematoda; Chromadorea; Rhabditida; Rhabditidae
Source: the annotation of a GenBank genome assembly